CCGCUACUAUCUCAUUAAAGAGUCCUCGUCAGACAGCUCACUUCAAACCGGAUUUCGAUCAUGCCCGAGCCAGACCGAGCCACCCGCCUCAUGAACACAGCGUCCAAUGUGCCCUCCUCUCCGAGUAAACCCCAGGGCUUCAAAAAGAAGGCUGCCAAAAGAUCACGGCCCCAAAAGCCAUGGUCCAUGUAUCCCGCGCUGCACGAACAGGUGCAGGCGCUCCUUGACGACGAGGGUCUGCAUUUCAUAUUCCAUACCAACGAUGAAGACGUGGGCGUCGUCAGGCACUAUGACACCAGGGCCAUGGGGCGGUUUGUCUGCCGCAAUGCCUUCUGUCAGACCGGAGGGUGGUCCAGCAAGAUCAUCGCCAUCACGGUCCGCUUGUACUCGCCACGCGAGUACAACGCGCGCGUCUAUCACCAACACUGUCGGGAUUGUGGUUCCAUCAGCCGACCCGUCCUCGAUGAGUCCUCCUACACAGAACGGAUCACGUAUCGGCUCAAGAAGUGGAGUGGCAUUCGACAGUCGAAGCCGGAGUACUUCCAAGGCCAUUCCCGGCGCCCGCACAGUCGCGACUUGUGCGAGGGCUGCAAGGCCGGUCACUGCAUAGAAGGGGCACAACGCCAAGAUGAUGACGAUGUGGAUGACCUGUGUGCAUCGAUGGCAGAAAUCCUGUAAACUAAUCUAGUCAUGCGCGGAGGUAGCGGGGUCGAAGUGUGUCGGCCGUGUGGUUUAUAUUGUUCCCCGUCAGGCUGGCUUGGUGGACUUGCACGUCCCCAUGACUAGUGCAGUCCGACAGACAGACGAUAGGUUAUAUGAAGGGAUCGACUGUGAUUGCGAUUUUGCUCUCAGAGAGUGUGAUCUAAUCGCUUGGGUUGACUGGCAUUUUAAAUCUCCAAUGGCUCUAAUGUAUACUCUAAUCCAUUU
Aspergillus aculeatus ATCC 16872 is the source of this 927-nucleotide messenger RNA. RefSeq names its product 3CxxC-type zinc finger protein. The coding region runs from base 61 to 678 and encodes 205 amino acids. NCBI's taxonomy places the organism in Eukaryota, Fungi, Ascomycota, Eurotiomycetes, Eurotiales, Aspergillaceae. The transcript has a single exon. The record is from RefSeq and is a predicted model, not a curated record.